AUGCAUAUUUCUGGAAAAUUCCUCUUAUCUUCUUUCUCUUUCCGAUUUGUAAUAAUUUUUCUCUUUAAACUUUGUUAUGCCCAACACAAUUUUUCUUUCUUUCUUUCUUUCUUUCUUUCUUUCUUUCUUUCUUUCUUUCUUAUGUUCACUAUCUCGCUUGUUUUGACAUAUUUUUCCUCCUGUUUCCGACAUGAAUUCUCUCAGAUUGUUUUUUUUCUCAUUUCCUCCAGCGUUUCCCAUCUUCUCUCAUUCAAUCUUCUUUUCCAUUUCUUAAGCCCUCGAUCUCGAAAGAUCAAGAAACGUGAUCGAUCCGCUGAUGAGAAGCGUCCACGAACCUCGUUCACUAGCGACCAACUACAGCGUCUAAAGCAAGAAUUCGAUGAUUGUCGGUAUUUAACUGAAGAGAGGCGAAAGAAACUCGCUCGUGACCUCUGUCUUAGCGAGGCGCAGAUCAAAAUCUGGUUUCAGAACAAAAGAGCCAAAAUUAAGAAAUCAUCAGGUGUUAAAAAUCCAUUGGCUCUUCAUUUGAUGGCACAGGGGCUUUAUAACCAUUCAACAGUUUCAAUCAAAGAUGAAAAUUAUGCUUAA
Acanthosepion pharaonis is the source of this 588-nucleotide messenger RNA. Lineage: Eukaryota; Metazoa; Mollusca; Cephalopoda; Sepiida; Sepiidae. The record is from the annotation of a GenBank genome assembly.